Messenger RNA from Theileria annulata, 2274 nucleotides. RefSeq names its product DEAD-family helicase, putative. Gene Ontology annotation, molecular function: ATP binding; RNA binding; RNA helicase activity. NCBI's taxonomy places the organism in Eukaryota, Apicomplexa, Aconoidasida, Piroplasmida, Theileriidae. Gene Ontology annotation, cellular component: catalytic step 2 spliceosome. Gene Ontology annotation, biological process: mRNA splicing, via spliceosome. The transcript has 12 exons. The coding region runs from base 1 to 2274 and encodes 757 amino acids. The record is from RefSeq and is a predicted model, not a curated record.
AUGGAUAAGGAACGUGGAGGUUUAAACUCAGUAAAGUUUUCAAACACGACACUUCCAGAGAUUAUACCUGAAUCCAGGCUGUUUUCCCAUAACGAAUCACAAAAAUCCUCUGAAUUCUCAUUUAAGGAAAGAAAUCAAAGGCUUUUAUCAACAGAAGAUUUAGCAUCAAAAAGAAAUGAUGUAAAUUCUGCUCCUAAGUUGACUUACAUUCCCAAGGCUCAGAGGCUAAAGAAUUUGGAGGAAACUAAGAAGAAGGAGCAAAAUGAAGCUAUUCGAAAUGAAGAAAGUCUUAAAAGGAAACGAAGAGAACUUUUGGAAAAAUCAGAACGACAGAAAGAAUAUGAACGUCGUGAAGCUCAGAAGAUGAAAGAAGCUGAAAGAAGAAAUGAGGAGCGAGAAAGAAGAAGAGAAAGAGAGGAAAGAGAAAGGAAAGAAAGAUCGCAAAUGCCAAUGAAUAGUGAUUUGGCACACUUGAAUUUACUAAAACUACCAGAGUCAGAGGUGAGGGAAGAGUUGAUAGAGAAGGAACUGGAACAAAUAAGACUUCAUUACUUGGGCCUGAACAAGGAGAAGAAAAAGAUACUAAAGCCCUCUGAGAAGUUUAAAACCAUUUUCAACUUCGAGUGGGACGAAUCUGAGGAUACAACAAAGUUUGAAAAUAAUCCGAUUUACCAGGACAGACCAGAGCCCCAACUACUCUUUGGACGAGGUUUCAGAGCAGGAAUUGACGUUCGAGAGCAAAGGAAGAAGAAUAAUUUCUACGAUCAACUUUCGAAAAAAAGAGCUGAACUACCACAAACGGCUCCAAAAGAACCUGAAUCUACUAUCAAAACAAUUAAAGAUGAGGUUCCCACUAUAUACCAUCAACUAAAUACAAUUAAAUACAUAGAGAGUGAUAUGUUGAGUAAUCAUUGGACUAAGAAGAAGUUGAGUGAGAUGACUGAACGUGACUGGCGCAUAUUCCGUGAGGACUUUGAGAUAUACAUAAAGGGUGGAAGAGUUCCUCCUCCGAUUCGGACUUGGGCCGAGUCUCCACUGCCAUGGGAGCUUUUGGAGGCUAUUAAGAAGGCCGGAUACAUUAAGCCAACGCCAAUACAAAUGCAAGCGAUACCAAUUGCGCUUGAAAUGAGGGACCUGAUUGGAAUCGCAGUUACAGGUUCUGGGAAAACUGCUGCUUUCGUAUUACCAAUGCUCACAUAUGUUAAGAAAUUGCCUCCACUAGAUGAUGAGACUUCACUUGAUGGACCUUACGCACUUAUUCUAGCUCCUUCAAGAGAGUUGGCACUUCAGAUUUAUGAUGAAACUGUUAAAUUUUCAGCCUUUUGUAGUUGUAGAUCAGUUGCUGUAGUUGGAGGUAGAAAUGCCGAAAGUCAAGCUUUUGAACUCAGAAAAGGAUGUGAGAUAAUAAUUGGUACACCAGGCCGUGUGAAGGAUUGUUUGGAUCGAGCCUACACUGUGUUGUCUCAGUGUAAUUACGUAAUUCUGGACGAGGCGGACAGAAUGAUUGAUAUGGGCUUUGAAGACGUUCUUAAGUACAUCCUCGAUUGCAUUCCCUCCACCAACCUCAAAGACAGAGAUGAAUCAAGUGCUCUUGAACAGGAACUAAGUACGAAGGCAGGCCAUAGGAGGUAUAGGAUAACUCAUAUGUUUUCUGCUACUAUGCCUCCAGCAGUUGAAAAGCUCACCAAAAGGUAUUUAAGAGCACCAGCCUUCAUAUCUAUUGGAGAUGUUGGAGGAGGAAAAACAUCAAUUACUCAACAGCUCGACUUUGUCCAGGAAUCCAAGAAGACUAGACACCUCGAGGAAACUCUGGAGACCCUGGAACCACCAAUCAUCAUCUUCGUUAAUCUCAAAAAGAAUACUGACGUCAUUACCAAACAUAUUACCAAAAUUGGUUAUAGGGCUGUUUCAUUACAUGGUGGAAAGACACAAGAAUCUAGAGAGGACGCGUUAAACAAGUUUAAGUCGGGUGCAUAUGAUAUUCUGGUGGCCACUGACGUGGUUGGAAGAGGCUUGGAUGUUGAGGGAAUAAAGGUUGUGAUCAACUAUGAUAUGCCCAAAGACAUACAAACUUAUACUCAUCGAAUAGGUCGUACUGGCCGUGCUGGACUUAAGGGGCUCUCAAUUUCCUUUGUCACGGACGCAGAUGUUGACCUUUUCUAUGACCUCAAACAGCUUUUAAUCUCAACUGACAACAUUGUCCCACUAGAGCUUAGCCAACACCCAGCCUCAAAAGUUAAACCAAAUCAACCACAUCGUAAUAUUACCAAAUGA